Messenger RNA from Arabis nemorensis, 636 nucleotides. Lineage: Eukaryota; Viridiplantae; Streptophyta; Magnoliopsida; Brassicales; Brassicaceae. The record is from the annotation of a GenBank genome assembly.
AUGUGGAGCGUCACCGGAGCUUUAGGUGUGGCGGUGCCUACCGCCGUUACUUUCCGUCCAAAACCCUUUCUUGUCUCCUCUUCUCUUCCCAAACAGACAAAGAAACUACAUCUCUCUCCACCGCAAUUGCUGUCUCUACCGUCACAUUUCUCAUUCUCUUUCAAAACUUCCGCCACUUCCGUUCAACAACAGUCGGACAAUAAGGGAGAGAGCACUAAGUACUACUUCCUGGUUGCGAAUGCGAAAUUCAUGCUUGACGAAGAGGAACAUUUCCAGGAGCAAUUGUUUGAACGUCUCCGUUACUACGGAGAGCGUGAAAAGGAGAUAGAUUUCUGGCUUGUCAUUGAACCCAAAUUCCUUGACAAGUUCCCCAAAAUCACUCAAAGACUUCGUCGUCCUGCAGUUGCUCUUGUUUCCACCAAUGGCCCUUGGAUCACGUUUAUGAAGUUAAGAUUGGAUCGAGUUCUAGCUGAAUCCUUUGAAGCAACGUCUCUCAAUGAAGCCUUGGCCUCAAAUCCUGCAACUCUAGAGUUUGAUCAGCCUAAGAAUUGGGUGGCUCCAUACCCAAAGUAUGAGUCUGGUUGGUGGGAAACGUUCUUGCCUAAAGAAAUCCAAGAAUCAUCAUCUGUAGUAUAG